This is a messenger RNA of Scleropages formosus (Asian bonytongue), 2878 nucleotides long. It is a transcript of the gene epn3b, whose product is annotated as epsin 3b. The coding region runs from base 499 to 2316 and encodes 605 amino acids. Gene Ontology annotation, molecular function: clathrin binding; phospholipid binding. NCBI's taxonomy places the organism in Eukaryota, Metazoa, Chordata, Actinopteri, Osteoglossiformes, Osteoglossidae. Gene Ontology annotation, biological process: endocytosis. Gene Ontology annotation, cellular component: clathrin vesicle coat; endosome; plasma membrane. The record is from RefSeq and is a predicted model, not a curated record. The transcript has 10 exons.
CGCGCGAACGCGGGCGGACGGUCGGACCGUGGCGUCGCUCCGCUCGUUCUGUCCGACUCCUGCGGGGGGUUUAAAGCCCCGGAUUUUGUGUCCAGUCCUCCGUCCUCCGGGCCCGGAUCGCUUGCUCUCCUAGUUCCCGCCGGGUUUUGCGCCUCCGUCGGACCGAACCCGAACCCGAACCCGAAGCCGAAGCCAAAACGCGGAUGCUGCUGACAGACGCCGCGGACGCGCGGCGGCGGACCGCGCGCACGGCCCCGCAGUAGCGCGAGAAGGAUGCGCGCGACGCGAGCGUCUGCGUGGAACAGCCGGCGGUCCCAGGAGAACGCAGGUUCAAACCCCCCAUCCCGCGGAGCUCAGUCCCGGCACGUCCCCUAGAAGCGCGCCCCUCCUGCUCAUUCGCGAAGCGCGGGGUGGGCGGGGCAAAUCCCGGAACUGUCGGCUCCGUUCCGACCGGAUAACCGUUGAGCUCGCCCCGCGUUCCCGUGUGCGGCCGUUACCAUGACGACCUCGGCUCUACGGCGGCAGGUGAAGAACAUCGUGCACAACUACUCGGAGGCGGAGAUCAAGGUGCGCGAGGCGACCUCCAACGACCCCUGGGGCCCGUCCAGCUCGCUCAUGUCCGAGAUCUCGGACCUCACCUUCAACGUGGUGGCCUUCGCCGAGGUCAUGGGCAUGAUCUGGAAGCGGCUCAACGACCACGGCAAGAACUGGCGGCACGUGUACAAGGCGCUCACGCUGCUCGACUACCUGGUGAAGACGGGCUCGGAGCGCGUGGCCCAGCAGUGCCGCGAGAACGCCUUCACCAUCCAGACGCUGCGCGACUUCCAGUACGUGGACCGCGACGGCAAGGACCAGGGCGUGAACGUGCGCGAGAAGGCCAAGCAGCUCGUGAGCCUCAUGCGGGACGACGAGCGGCUGCGGGCGGAACGCGCCCAGGCGCUCAAGACCAAGGAGCGCAUGGCGGGCGCCUGCUCGGGUAUGGGCUCCGGCUCGGCCGCGCUGCCGCCCUCGUACCCGGGCCGGCGCACCAGCCAGCCCAGCAUGGCCGCCCUCUACGGGGAGGAGUUCAGCCGCUCGCGGGGCUCCCCGUCCUCCUUCAACUCAUCCUCAUCCUCCCCCCGCGUGCCCUCUGACCUGGAGCAGGCCCGCCCCCAGACCAGCGGGGAGGAGGAGCUUCAGCUGCAGCUGGCUUUGGCCAUGAGCCGCGAGGAGAGCGAGAAGCCAGCACCGCCCCCGCCUGUUGCCUUGGAGAUGGACGAAGACACACAGCUGCAGAUUGCGCUGAGUCUGAGCAGAGAGGAGCACGAGCAGGAGCAGCGCAGUCGUCAAGGAGACGAGUCGAUGCUGCAGAAGGUGCUGGAAGAGAGUCGGCGGGAGAGCGAGUCGGGCGCUGGGGAGUCGGCCAUGAGGGACCUUGUGGAUAUUUUUGGGUCGGCCCCCGAGGCGCCUGCUAAUGACGACCCCUGGGAAGUCCAGCCAUCAAAUCUGGUGACCUCUGACCCCUGGGACUCUGUAGUGGUCGCUCGCUCCAGCACCCCUGUGAUUGGCAGUCCGUGGAUGGCACCUCCCACAUGUAGCAGUCCCGCCCAUCCCUGGGGCCCCUCGCACUCUCCUCCGGAUCCCUGGAGGGACCUGCCCGUAGAGCCCAGCCCCAAUCCCGGCAGCCAGGCCUGGAGCUCCCCUGCUGAUGCCGGGGCCCCUGGAGUGGACCCCUUCUCUGCUCCAGCGGAGGGCUUCAAAGAGACUGAAGGCCCCCCGCAACUCUUCACCCCUCGCUCCGGAAGCCCUGCAGACACGGACCCCUUCGGCGAGCGGGUCUCUGGGGGGCAGGUGAACGGGCGCGCGGGGGGCAGCCCAGAGCUCUUCGACCUGUCCCGCCUCGGCGAGACGCUGAGCGUGCCGAGCCCCCGCGCCUGCCGCACGCCCGAGGCCUUCCUGGGACCGACGGCGGCUUCGCUGGUCAACCUGGACACCCUGAUUCCCUCCAACCCCCCAGCGAAGAGCAAGAACCCCUUCCUGUCAGCACUGAGCGCCCCGUCGCCCACGAACCCGUUCCACAGCGACCAGCCCCGUCUGACCCUCAACCAGAUGCGGCCCAACUCGACGUCCCCGCUGCCCCCCGCCGCCCUGCCCUACAGCGCCUCCCUGCCGCUGCCGCUGAGCCACCAGUCGCCGGCGCUGCCCUCCUCCUUGACCGCCGCCCCCCCCGGCCUCCUUGACCUGCCCGGGAACCUGCCGCAGCCCCUGCUGCCUCUCUCCUCCGCGGCGCCGCCCAGGGGCCUCGGGGACCACGGCAGUCAGAACCCUUUCUUGUGAGGCCGAGCCCCCCCCUCGAUGCGCCCUCUUGUGGACGGCAGCAGUCACUGCAGCGUUGGGAGAGGAGCGGGACCUGGGAAUUAGCGCUUCGUUUGGUCCCCUGGGCUGCCUGCGGUGUGUGUGUGUGUGUGUGUGUGUGUGUGUGUGUGGCGGGGGGGUCGGGGGUCCGUUGCCUGACUUGCCCACAGCCCCUCUCUGUGUAGUGUGGGGGGGACAGACAGAUGAGGACAAAGAUAGUUAAGGAACCAACUGCUUGCUUCACACACCAGAGCUGCUGCAUGACUCAGUAUAACACCCCCCCGGUGCGUUAACCGUCGGAUUGGUCCAGCUGCGGUCGCUGUUGGUCCCUCGCUGUCAGAACCACAGGUGGAGCAGAACCCAGGACCAGCUUGCCGAAGAGUCUCGCUGACGACCCACAAUGCACUGGGAGGUGGAGGACCAACAAGUACGAAUUAUGAGGUGAAUGAUGAGGUACUUUUACCACGAGCUGCUGCCGUCCCUGUUUUCGUUUUGCUGAGCUGAGAGAAUAUUUAGCUGGUAGGGUUCAGCGUGAUGAGGUAAA